AUGUUGGCGAAGGUGAGGGCCCGUAUGAGGAAAUCACAGCUAAACCGGCAGAUUGCAUCAGGCGGACGUGCAGACACUGCCACCCACGUCUACUGUUGUACGGACUGUGGUCUGACUUACGCCCGGAAACAGUCUUUGGAUCGGCACAUUUCGGUUGUGCAUCACCAGGAGGCAACCUUUGUCUGCGAGUACUGUGAUUUUGAGGCCACUGACCGUACAACCUUCUCGGAGCACAUGGCUCGUCAUUUUAACCUGAAAGAUGUCGCCUGUGAGUUCUGCAACCACCGGUGCAUCAGUAAGCGUGAGUUGAAGGACCACAUCCUGUUCAAGCACCAGGAUGAACGCAGUUACGCAUGUUCGAUCUGCGCCAAAACCUUUAAG
This is a messenger RNA of Dibothriocephalus latus, 381 nucleotides long. Lineage: Eukaryota; Metazoa; Platyhelminthes; Cestoda; Diphyllobothriidea; Diphyllobothriidae. The record is from the annotation of a GenBank genome assembly.